This is a messenger RNA of Protopterus annectens (West African lungfish), 1392 nucleotides long. RefSeq names its product proprotein convertase subtilisin/kexin type 5-like. NCBI's taxonomy places the organism in Eukaryota, Metazoa, Chordata, Ceratodontiformes, Protopteridae. The coding region runs from base 100 to 1392 and encodes 430 amino acids. The transcript has 9 exons. The record is from RefSeq and is a predicted model, not a curated record.
CCAGAAAUUUGCAGCAGCUGCAUUGAAGAUUACGUUUUACAUAGACAUCAAUGCCGUAAACACUGCCCUCAAAAAACGUUUACAGACAAACUGAGAAGAAUGUGUUUUGCCUGUCCGCAGGCUUGCAUUACCUGCUCAAAUGAGACAUAUUGCUUAUCUUGUCAGCUUGGCACUUAUUUAUAUGAUGGGACCUGCAUUCAACAAUGUCUGCCUGGGACCUACCUAGAUCCAAACAGCUGGCAAUGUGAACUUUGUCACAGUUCCUGUCAGACCUGCCAAGGACCAUCACCCAGAGACUGUACUUCAUGUUCGGACAGAAUAAGUCCACCAGUAUAUGGUCAGUGUUAUAUUGUGACCUGCAAUGCUGGACAAUACUUUGAAGUGGUUGAUGGCAGUUGUUAUGAUUGUGAUCCGUCUUGCCAAACAUGCUUUGGACCACAGAGACUGGACUGCUCUUCUUGUUUCAGAGGUUACUUCCUAGACCAAGAGGGUGCCUGCAUAGAAAAUUGUCCAUUGGGAUACUUUGGGAAUACAGAUUUUCUUCUUUGUGAAAAAUGCUCAGAUGGCUGUGAAAUUUGUGAGACAUCAAGUGACAACUGCAUAAAAUGCAGGGACGAUGAAUACAGUCUGUUUCUUCAUGAAGGAAAAUGCCUUGCUAGCUGUCCAGAGGGAUACUUCCAAAAUAAUGAAGGCUCGUGUGAAGCAUGUGAUUCAUCUUGUCAGACAUGUGAUGAAAGCAAAACAAAAUGCUUAUCAUGUCCAGAAGGCCUAUAUCUCGAAAACAACAAUUGUGUGACAAAUUGCUCCUUACAAUACUAUCCAGAUGAGGAUGGUUUUUGUAAGAAAUGUGCAGCCCACUGCAAUAUCUGCUAUGAUUCAGUAGACUGUAUAGAAUGCAGUUUUUUAUACCUUCUCCAUAAUGGUAUCUGCAUGGCCACCUGUCCAAAGGGCUAUUUUGAAGACUUUGACCACAGUAAGUGCAUACCAUGUCAUGUGACCUGUGCCACUUGUUCUGGAUUAUCAUAUAAUGACUGUGAGACAUGCCUUCCAGUGAGUCCAAAAUUAUACAAGGGCCAGUGCUUGGAAGACUGCCCAACUGAGACAUUUUAUAAAGCUUCAGAAAUGGAAUGCCAAGAAUGUGACAGAACUUGCAAAAGCUGUAUAGGUCCUGAUUCAACUGACUGUAUACAGUGUCAGGAUGGACUAAUUCUGGAUCCAAAAGCUAUGAAGUGUGAAGUACAUGGAGACAUUAUGUGUCCUUCAAAGACAUUUCUUAGAAAGGAACAGCUUACCUGUGAAAGUUGCCAUCAUACCUGUGAAACAUGUAGUGGAUCAUCUCCAAGAAACUGUCUCACGUGCCAGUUGCCAUAUUAUCUUUACAUUUCAGAAUGA